Equus caballus (horse) is the source of this 897-nucleotide messenger RNA. It is a transcript of the gene MICOS13, whose product is annotated as mitochondrial contact site and cristae organizing system subunit 13. Gene Ontology annotation, cellular component: MICOS complex; mitochondrial crista junction. NCBI's taxonomy places the organism in Eukaryota, Metazoa, Chordata, Mammalia, Perissodactyla, Equidae. Gene Ontology annotation, biological process: cristae formation. The record is from RefSeq and is a predicted model, not a curated record.
GUCCCCCGCGCGGGCGCGGGUGGACCUCCCGGGCUCCGACAUCUUCUUGGGUCACCCUUAGGCCUCACUCCAGACACCAGAUUCCUCUCUCCCCUCACGUCCCCAGGGCCGCGUCGGACUACAUUUCCCAGGAGCCUCGGCGGCUAGGCUAGACGGCGGGCGCUUCAAGAGGCGCCGCGGACUGCAUUUCCCAGACACCUUUGCAGCGCCCGGGCCGUGAAGAUUACGCUUCCCAGAGUCCUUUCGCGGUGGGGCCGCAACCCUUCCUGGGGUCUCGGAGCAGCCACGAGACUCCGACUCCCAGAGGUCUUUGCGGUUGACAAGGGCGACUACGCCUCCCAGAGGCCUCUGCGGCGCCGCAACCGGAAGCGGCGGGCGAGUCCAGUGUCCUUGCGUGCCGAGCCGAGUGACCAUGGUGCCCCGAGUGUGGUCGCUGAUGAGGUUCCUCCUCAAGGGCAGCGUGGCCGGGGUGGCCGUGUACCUGGUGUACGACCAGGAGCUGCUGGGGCCCAGCGAGAAGACGCAGGCGGUCCUGCAGAAGGCCGAGGAGGUGGUGCCCCCCGCCGUGUACGGCUUCAGCCAGUACGUGUGCGACCAGACCGGCCUGAAGGUUCCCCAGCUCCCAGCGCCCCCCAAGUUUAACUUUCAUCUCCGCGACUCCUGGAAUUCAGGCAUCAUGACGGUGAUGUCGGCUCUGUCGGUGGCUCCCUCCAAGGCCUGCGAGUACUCGAAGGAGGGCUGGCAGUACCUGAAGGAGCGCAUCAAGUAGCUGGCAGAGGAGCUGCCUGUCCCUGUCGGGAACAGGGGCAGGGACCGACCUGGGGACUCCAGACGGGGACCCCACUCCGAGGGCAGCUCCCGGCCUUGCCGGCCCAAUAAAGGACUUGGGAAGUGUUU